AUGCUGCUGCAGAACCAAGAUGUGACGCCCGCGGUGGAGGAGGCGCUACAGCGCCGCGAGCGCCGUCGUCACCAGAGCCGGGUGAGCCAGCGGCGCUACCGCGACAAACAGGGAUCCGCGGAGUACAACCUCAAGCUGGAUGUCAACAACCUGCGUGAGCACGUACAACGUUUGCGGUUCCUGCGGGAACUGCUAGAGACCAAGGUCUGGAGCACCCGCUUGGCGCACGAGGGGGCCGUGGUGAAGGCUGCCGAGCAAUACUACACCGUCUUCUCACACGGAAUGCACAAUCCCGAAGCCGGCGGCGACCACGUCCGCAAGUGCUUUGACAUGCAGGUGGGCUUCGUCAACGCGUUCAUGGACACGGACGUGGAGUUCGGCGACUCGCGUGGUGUCUCGGCUGUACUGAAUCAGUGGCAUCUGUAUACGAAGUUCCACGCCACUUUGUCCGUGCGCAUGCUGUCGGCUGAGGUUUAUGGCACGGAGGACGUUCCAAUUGUCGUAGUGAAGGGAGUGCUCGCAGUCCGGAUGAACCGAUCGAGCAUCGAGUACAUGUUCCCACACAUCAUCGCGAAUGAGGAGCUGGUGCAGGUGCUGCUCAGCCGCGAGAUCGAGUAUCCGACCUCCACCACAUACGUGUUCAACUCACGCUCGCAAGUGGAGCGUCAGGAUCUUGAUGUUGACUUUUUGGCCGGGAUCAACCACUGCUUGGGCAGCACGUAUGCCUCCUCGCGCGUUAUGCAACGUGCACUCAUCUCGGACUGUUGUAAACUCGGCCAGGUCUCCACGGGAAACACCAACGACGACUCGAGCCUCCAUGCGGCCUACAUUGUAUCUUAG
Messenger RNA from Phytophthora infestans T30-4, 840 nucleotides. RefSeq lists its product as uncharacterized. Bases 1 to 840 code for a protein of 279 amino acids. The record is from RefSeq and is a predicted model, not a curated record. The transcript has a single exon. Lineage: Eukaryota; Oomycota; Peronosporomycetes; Peronosporales; Peronosporaceae.